Drosophila serrata is the source of this 921-nucleotide messenger RNA. It is a transcript of the gene cpx, whose product is annotated as synaptic transmission protein complexin. NCBI's taxonomy places the organism in Eukaryota, Metazoa, Arthropoda, Insecta, Diptera, Drosophilidae. Gene Ontology annotation, biological process: regulation of neurotransmitter secretion; neurotransmitter transport; synaptic vesicle exocytosis. Gene Ontology annotation, molecular function: syntaxin binding. The record is from RefSeq and is a predicted model, not a curated record. Gene Ontology annotation, cellular component: terminal bouton; SNARE complex.
GUGACUGCCUGUGCUGCUGCCGUGCCACGCGCAUUGCCAUAAGUGGGGACAAGAAAAAAAACCCAGAAAAUUAUUUGUAGUUUUACGGUGCCUUCGACGGUUGUAGAAACCAAGUCCGUCUAAUGCUCGCUCUUCUCUGCGGAUUUCUUUAAAAAUAAAACAACAACAAACACUUCAACGCCAAAACCAUUUUACAACUUUACUCCUUCAACAACAACAAGAACAACAACAAGCACACUGUCACACAAGAAUCUCCAGCGGCAAUCUGUCGGAAUAUUUGCUGAACUAAGCCCAGCUUUUCGGACGUAAAGGCCAGCAGCGCGGACCGCGAGUGCAUUGCCGCAAUCCUCCAGCGGAGGACAACACACACACAUCCCUUUCGACAUCUAGCAGGAGCCUCGCCCCUAGAGCGCUAGCCCAAAGAUGGCGGCCUUCAUAGCCAAGCAAAUGGUUGGAAACCAAUUAAGUGCCGUUAAAGAUGCCGCAGGCGGAGGUGAUGGUGGCGACGAUGGCGACGACAAGGAAAAGGCAGAGGAGGAGGAGAGGGAGCGCCAGGAGGCCAUUCGUGAGGCCGAAGAGCGGCGCAAGGAGAAGCACCGGAAAAUGGAGGAGGAGCGCGAGAAGAUGAGGCAGGACAUUCGCGAUAAGUACAACAUCAAGAAGAAGGAGGAAAUCGUCGAGGCGGCCCCACAGGAAGAACCCAAUCCUCUGAUGAGGAAAAAGAAGACGCCGGAGGAACUCGCCGCCGAAGCGGAGCAGGAGGAGCUCGACGAUUUUACAAAACUGAAAAAUCAAAUAGAAACGCAAGUAAAUGAGCUAAAAACUCAAAUAGAGGGAAAAUGUGUCAUGCAGUGAUAUGUCAGUCAUCGUAAUAUGAAAAAUAAUAACGAAAAACACAUAUAAUACAAAACAAAACCAAAC